Messenger RNA from Paramisgurnus dabryanus, 1697 nucleotides. Lineage: Eukaryota; Metazoa; Chordata; Actinopteri; Cypriniformes; Cobitidae. The record is from RefSeq and is a predicted model, not a curated record.
GGCCGCUAUUUGAAUUCAGUUUGUUGCUGGUGAUUUGUUAACUGAAGUGUGCGGGGACUUUGCGCGAUUUGCGCUCAUCUGAUUGAAGACAUGGACUUUUUUGAACACAUCAUUUUGGAUGAUAACAGCUCCGAAUCGGGCUCUGGAGACUUUGACAUGUUUGAUGGCUUUUGUGACAUCGCAGUCAGCAAUUACUUUGCGAAGAUCUUCCUCCCUACUGUAUAUGGGAUUAUUUUUGUCCUUGGAAUUGUUGGCAAUGGACUUGUGGUGCUCGUGAUGGGCUACCAAAAGAAGUCUAAGAACAUGACCGAUAAAUACAGGCUGCACCUCUCCAUCGCUGACCUUUUGUUUGUGGUAACUCUGCCCUUCUGGGCUGUGGACGCAGUCAGCGGAUGGCAUUUCGGGGGCUUUCUCUGCGUCACUGUCAACAUGAUCUACACUCUGAAUCUGUACAGCAGCGUGCUCAUCCUGGCCUUCAUCAGCCUGGACAGAUAUCUGGCCGUUGUCCGUGCCACGAAAAGCCAGACGUUCAGGAAACUUCUGGCAGAGAAAGUGAUCUACCUCGGAGUUUGGCUGCCCGCUGCCCUGCUCACCGUGCCUGAUCUUGUGUUCGCUAAAGUCCACGCCACUGGCGAGAACACGAUCUGCACGCAUACCUAUCCGCAGCAGGACAUUGUUGCGUGGAAGGCUGCUUUCCGUUUCCAGCACAUCAUUGUUGGCUUUUUGCUCCCAGGUCUGAUCAUCCUGACCUGCUACUGUAUCAUCAUCUCCAAACUGUCCAAGAACUCCAAGGGUCAGGCCGUGAGGAAGAAAGCAUUGAAAACAACUGUCAUCCUCAUUCUCUGCUUCUUCAUCUGUUGGUUGCCCUACUGUGCCGGCAUCCUGGUGGACACUCUGAUGAUGCUGAACGUCAUAUCUCACAGCUGUUUCCUGGAACAGAGUCUGGAGAAAUGGAUCUUCUUUACCGAGGCGCUCGCUUACUUCCACUGCUGUCUGAACCCCAUCCUAUACGCUUUCCUUGGAGUCAAGUUCAGUAAAUCUGCCCGUAGCGCUCUGAGCAUCAGCAGUAAAACGAGUCACAGGAUGCUGACCAAGAAAAGAGGCCAAAUUUCAUCUAUAUCGACUGAAUCAGAGUCAUCCAGUGUCCUUUCUAGUUAAUAGACACUGUGUAUAUAAAACUUUUUUUCUACGUGGUUGACUAAGCUUUAAUUUCAGAAAGACUUUACUACACUUUGUACAUUCGUGAACACUUAUGUUGAUGUUUGUUGUUUUCAAGACAUUUCUGAACAUUUUGUUCAGUUACCUAAAUUAAUCUUUAUACAUUUGAAUACUUUAGUACUUUAAAAAAAAAUUAUUACAAGACCUAAAGGCAGAGCCUUGAUAAAGUCUGUAUAUUUGCUAUUUCAGGAAAUAUUAGCAAAAUGUUGCAUAGUUUUUUGUCUUGUUUAAAUUUUUUGUGUAAAUUAUUUGUACAUAGUUCAUUGUUUGCUGUGUGUGUGUGUGUGUGUGUGUGUGUGUGUGUGUGUGUGUGUGUGUGCACUUAGCUUUUGCAAUUCUCUGAGAAACUUUUGGAUAUUUAUUAAAAUGGUAGCUCACACUGUAAUUUUUUAAAAAGAUUGUUUGUAAUUUAAGCAUGUAAAGAAUUGUUGCAUUUUAUUUGCAUUUCAUAAUUAAACCUUAAAAAUCACCACUUUAAA